AUGGCGUGCAUGCCGGCCGUAUCCGCCCCCUCCGUUCUCGCGCCGGCACCGGCGUCGACCCGCACCCACCUCUGCUACUCAACGGAAACGAGACGCGGCGCGCUCUCCCUCCGCCCCGCCCGCGCUAUCCCCGCGCUGAGGCUCGGCGGCCACCGCGACGCCCGUGGCGCCGUCGCCGUCCGCGCCGCUGCGGCAGAGGGAGCCGUGGAUCUGCAGGCCAAAGUGACGACCAAGUGCUUCUUCGACGUGGAGGUCAGCGGGGAGCCCGCGGGCCGCAUCGUCAUCGGGCUCUUCGGAGAGGUCGUACCUAAGACCGUCGACAACUUCCGUGCACUCUGCACUGGUGAGAAAGGGUACGGCUACAAGGGCUGCUCCUUCCACCGGAUCAUCAAGGACUUUAUGAUUCAAGGUGGGGACUUCCAGGAAAACAAUGUUGCUGAGACUGAGAAGUACAAAACAAAUAAUGAUGGUGAAAACAGAACUUCUCUGCUCUUUGUCGAUAUGGAACCAAAUCAAUAUGCUGAUGAUGGGAUUGAUGGGUGGGGUAGGGUUCCACCUCACAAGUUUGCACCAUGGAAGUAUGCAAACUAUCAAAAGCUACCACUGGCUACUUAUUAG
This is a messenger RNA of Miscanthus lutarioriparius, 618 nucleotides long. The record is from the annotation of a GenBank genome assembly. Lineage: Eukaryota; Viridiplantae; Streptophyta; Magnoliopsida; Poales; Poaceae.